Messenger RNA from Condylostylus longicornis, 1388 nucleotides. It is a transcript of the gene Poc1, whose product is annotated as POC1 centriolar protein homolog. Lineage: Eukaryota; Metazoa; Arthropoda; Insecta; Diptera; Dolichopodidae. The record is from RefSeq and is a predicted model, not a curated record. Gene Ontology annotation, cellular component: ciliary basal body; centriole. The transcript has 6 exons. Gene Ontology annotation, biological process: cilium assembly. Bases 111 to 1241 code for a protein of 376 amino acids. Gene Ontology annotation, molecular function: protein binding.
UUUAAAUUAAUUUUUGCAACAGCGUUUGCGGGUAAAAAUAAAUAGUUGGUAAUUUUUUAUAAUAUCAUAAUUUGAUUAAUUAUCCAAAAUAAAAGCAUUGAAAGGCAAGAAUGGAAGUUACUUCGGAGCCUGGUUUAAUAAGGCAUUUUACUGGUCACAAGGCAAAAAUAACUGAUGUCGUUUUUGAUAAUAACACAAACCAAAUCGCUUCUAGUUCCUUCGAUGGAACCGUCAUGGUCUGGAAUUUUCAUCAAGUUGCAAGAUGUAUGCGUUUUAGUACUCACACCGAUAAAGUUAAUUCAAUAGCUUGGUCCCCAACAGCAGAUUUAAUAGCUUCGUGUUCUAAUGAUAAAACAGCUAGAGUAUGGCAACCCAAGAUUAAAAGUUCUGUAGGUGAGAUGUUUUGCCAUUCAAACGUUGUUAGAUCGGUCGAUUUUGAUCCAGAUGGAGAAAUUCUACUAACAGGAUCAGAUGACAAAUCUCUCAAAUUAUGGAGAGUAAGUAAUAAAAAGUUUAUAACUUCAUUUACUGGCCAUACAAAUUGGAUUCGAAGCGCAAAAUUCAGUCCUUCUGGAAAUUUAAUAGCAUCAUGUGGCGAUGAUAAGACUAUAAGAAUCUUUGAUGUUACAAGUGGAACAUGUAUUCACACUUUCCAAGAAAGACAGGGGAUGGGCCGAUAUAUUGCCUGGCACCCUGAUAGUAGUAUUGUCGCCGUAGCUUUGACUUGCAAUCGAGUCAAAAUAUUUGAUGUACAACAAAGGAAAUUAAUUCAAUUAUAUGCAGUUCAUUCGCAAAAAGUGAACUCAAUAUCGUUCCAUCCGUCCGGGAAUUUUUUGAUAACUGCAAGUGAUGAUACAACUAUUAAAAUUUUAGAUUUGCUGGAAGGAAGGCCGAUAUAUACUAUAACAGGGCAUUUAGAUGGAGUUACGGCCGUAUCCUUCUCACAAGAUGGCAAUUAUUUUGCAACUGGCGGUCAAGAUAGACAACUAAUGAUAUGGAAAACAAACUUUUGUGAUGUGGACUCUCCUAAUCAUUCAACAAGUCUUGAAAUGAGCGGAAUAACUCCAUUGCUCCCAGAAAGUGAUGAUGCUUUAGUGGAAAAUGCUCAUCAAUUAAAACGAAUCGGAAAUUUAGAAGGAAAAAAUAAAAAUAACCAAGAUGCUGAUCAAAGCGUUUUCGUCGAUCCAAGAAACACAGAAGCUUACAAAAAUAAAAUAAGAUUUUCAGAAUAUGAUUCGUAAUGAUUUUAAUUAUAAAGAGGGUACAAUAAUUAUAUUAGAUUAUUUUUAAUGAUAUGUAUGUUUUUAUUUAUAACGUCUUUUAUUGUAUUUAUGUCUUCAGUUUUUCGUUCAACUUCUUCUAACAUUUUUUUAUUCUGCCCAGAUUUU